CGCUUUCCUCCCGACUGAGCCGGUCAGGUCAUAUCCCGGAGCAUCCUCUCCAACGCACACCCACGAGCCACGACCACCAACACAAGCGCCAGCACAGGUGAUCGAUCGACCGACCAUGGGGUUCCCCUUGGUGAGCUACUGCGUCUCCGUCCCCAAGCCGGUGAUCGCCUUCUGCAAGCUCCUCGCCGUCAUCAAGCACGCGCUCUUCCUGGCGCUCUGCCGCGCGCCGCCCAGCCGCUCCGUCACCGCCGAAAGCGCCCCGCUGCCGGAGGACGUCAAGGAGCGGCUCCCGGCCGUCGAGUUCCGCUCCCUGAUGCUGCCGCAGGCGCGGCGUCCGGACCCUUCCUGCCGCGACGUCAGGGCGGCUCCGGCGACGUGCAUCGUGUGCCUGGAGCGGCUGGAGGCGGCGGACGAGGUGCGGCGGCUGGGCAACUGCGCGCACGCCUUCCACCGCGCCUGCAUCGACGGCUGGAUCGACCUCGGCCGGACCACCUGCCCGCUGUGCCGGUCGCGCCUGCUACCCCGGCCCCCCGCGCGCGCCGGCCUCUUCGCUCGCUUUUGGUGAUCACCCCCCGACUGGAAGCGUCGGUGGUUCGGAGGGCAGUUCGGCCGGCGCGUGCUCAUUGGCUGGCUGCUGCCGGCAGCUGGGUCCGGUGGGUGGCGCCGGAAUACUGCGGGCAGAUUCGCGAUUACGACCGGGGCCAGCCGGCCAUGGCAACAACAUGUAUAUGUGGGGUUAAAUGACCCGAAAGUUGUGAUUAGUCAUCUCGGCAGGUUUUCUCAUUUUCUUAGAGAAUGAUUAGUCAAAUAUACACUUAGUGUUCGACUUGUAUAAUUCCAGCCGCGGGACUGCCGCAUAAAGCUGUAUAAACUUGCACUCAUGUACUGUAUAUAUCAACAUUU
Lolium perenne is the source of this 903-nucleotide messenger RNA. Its product is annotated as E3 ubiquitin-protein ligase RHA1B. The record is from RefSeq and is a predicted model, not a curated record. Gene Ontology annotation, molecular function: ubiquitin protein ligase activity. Gene Ontology annotation, biological process: protein ubiquitination. NCBI's taxonomy places the organism in Eukaryota, Viridiplantae, Streptophyta, Magnoliopsida, Poales, Poaceae.